UGGUAACACAACUCUCUUCUUUGUUCAUCGUCUUCUUCUUUAUUUUUUUUUUUCUCUAAAAAGAUCUUCUUCUUUAAGUCUCAUUAUCAAUUUCACUCCAAGUUAUUGACAGUCUCAUCGCUGCCUUGAUCGUGAUUGACUUUCUUUGAAAUCUAGGCGUUAUUUCUGCUACCGUAUUACUUCUCGAGAGAAGAUAUCUCCAGAUUAUCUGGGCCAUGGUUGCAUUAGGUUACUCUUUUCAUAGACAUGGUAGCUCUUCUUUAGAGCCAAAUUGUUUUGGUUCGACGUAUAUGGGAGUCUACAGUUCUGAUGUUGCUGUCUCCGCAAGGGAAGCAUCUCGAGAUUACUCUUGUGACAGCUGUGAUGAUUUGGCGACUGUAUCUUCCGCUUGUUGCGAUUUCGAUGAACUGUGUGGUCUGGAUACAGCGUUAGAGGUGAGCUGCAGGUCCAAUGGAGACUGCCGUGAGGGUCAAGAGGCUUGUGGUAGUGGCACAGCUUCAUGUUUAGACAAGACUCUUCCAGGAUAUACCAUUUAUGCGACUGGUUGGAUGUACGGUAAUCAGCAAGGCCAGAUGUGUGGCCCUUAUACGCAACAGCAGCUAUUUGAUGGGCUAUCCACUGGUUUCUUACCCGAGGAUCUUCUUGUAUAUCCAAUUAUAAAUGGUUAUAUGCCAAACUCGGUACCACUAAAGUACUUCAAGCAGUUUCCUGAACAUGUCGCCACUGGCUUUGCAUAUCUACAGACUGGAAUGAUAGGUGUGGUCCCUCCUGUAAGUAAUAAUGCCACAGUCCAUCAACGUGAGCCUCAAACGGAGCAUCCAACUUCUGCUGCUCAUUUAAUUUUCCAGCAGAUGUUGCCUCCGCAGACCAAGUCUGAUGGUUCUGUCUCAGAUCAGCUAAUGUUAAACCAGGAGGAAGCAAAUUUGUUAGCUUCAAUCCUCUCAUUGGGAAGCGAACAUGCCUGCUGGUUUCUUGUUGGUAGUGAGGGUAGAAAUCGUGGACCACAUUCUAUAUUGGAGCUCUAUAAUUGGCAGCAGCAUGGAUAUGUUUCAGAUGCAGCCCUGUUACGUGAUAGUGAAAAUAAGUUAAGACCAAUCACAUUAGAAUUGGUAAUUGGUGUAUGGAGGGAGAAAUGUGGUGGUGCUAAUUGUGAAGAGUCAGUGUCUGGGGUGAGCUUCAUAUCUGAAGUUUCUGAAGAACUCUCUUCCCAGCUUCAGAGUGGUAUAAUGAAAAUAGCUAGAAGAGCUCUACUCGAUGAAAUCAUCAGCAGUGUAAUAUCAGAUUUUCUUAAUGCCAAGAAAAGUGACGAGCAUCUCAAGUCUGAUCCACCCAGUUCUGCUGCCCAUUCUCAAGUUAUCAAUGCGGAGAAAACUGCUGUCUCAACUACCGAAGCAACAGGCUGUACGAACAUAUUGAAUGAGUGGGGUCAUACUCGUAUAGCUGCAGAGUCGCUCAAAUAUACCAAAUCUGUUGGAAGCACUGAGAACUUUCAGACAGCUUGCUCAGCUAUAUCGAGAGUACUCUACAACCAUUGCAUGCAAAUCAUGUGGAAUGCUGUCUUUUACGAUACUGUGGAUACUUAUUCAACAUCUUGGAGAAAGAAAAAACUUUGGUGUCAUCCUUCUGACAUCUCAACUGGUGUUAGCUACUGCAAGGGUUCUCGGACCAAUUAUUCAGACAAACCUGUAGCAGUUGAGAGUUUGACUUGUAGGGUGGAUUCCUCUUCCUGCAAAACUUCUUACUUUAAUGAACUUGACUUAGUUACCAACGCAGCCAGUUUACCAGGAAUAGAAAGCAUCAUAGCAAGCAUCGCAGAACAUGUAGAGAGGGAGCUCUUCUCGUCUCUGGAAACUCACUUGACUGAUUAUACUGGCAUUCUCAUUAAAGAUGGAGCGAAUAAUGCCGCUAGUACUGUCCGAGAUGGCAAAAUGCAUGAGGAAAACCCGUCAUAUGGUUCCCAGUAUUAUUUGGAAGGGACUGGUGAAAAGAAGAAUGACUUGAAUGUGGUUCCUGCUGGGCUGCGCUUUUCCAAUGAUUUCAGUGAUUCUCAGAGACUGUUGCAAGAGGGAGAAUCCUCUCAGCAAAUAAUGUCUGAGGAUAUUAUUGCUAAUACAUUUAUUUCAACUUUGGAGACAUUGGACAGUCCUGUUAAGGAUGAACUUGAUACUCUGGAUAUUCAUGAGCCACCACCACCUGGAUGUGAAAGCAACAUUGAAAUGCCAUCUCUUCGUUGUAAGUUUCGGCCUGUAAGGUCCAAGGAAUCCAUUCCUGAGAUUGGAGAAUAUGUUGCAACGGCUAUAUGUAGACAGAAGUUGCAUAAUGUUGUUAUGAAAGAUUGGAAAUCACUGUUCAUAAAGUGUUCGCUUAAUGAAUUCCUUGCUUCACGGAAAGGGAGCCAUCAACUUUCUCGCAAAGAAACAUUGGCCCUGAAGAAGAUCAAAACUGUUACUCGGAACAAAAAGCUCGCACAGUCUAAUAAAUCGAAUCAGACAGCAGAGAAGCCAAGCAAACCAUGUGUCAGAUCUGCUGAAAAAAAUCUGGUUAAACAACGAUCUAAGAAACUGUCUACAGAUUCUCAUUUCAUGAGAGAAGCCCGUAAAGUCAAUACACCCAGUAUAGAUUUGUCAGUUCGGAAACCAAGUCAACAGAAGAUAAGGAAUGUUGACAGGCGGGAUCAAAGUAUCAUAAAGAAUGCGACGAAGCUUCGGGAAGAAAAGAUUGGCAAAGAUGCUCUUAAUACGGUGAUCUGUGAGGAAAAACAAGAAGCUAGUAUAGCAGAUGAAUUUGAUGACGAAUUCCUUAUAACAAGACUUAAAAGGAUAUCAAGGAAUAAAAGGAAAGAGUUAAAAGAAGGUACAAAUGCUGAAAAAUCUUGUGAGGAGAUUUCGAUGUCUACUGAGAAAUCUGGGGAAACUGAUGACUUCAAGAAUCAUAAGGAAAAUUUUUCAAAUAAGUCUUUUCAGAAAGUGCAAAAAGCUCAUAUAUCAAAGCUAAAGAGAAAGAGUAUGUCAGAUGUCAGAGUAGAAGGUACAAAAUCUUGCAAUGGAGCAGUAAGAGAUUCUACUGAGAUUUCUGGGAAGGAAGCUGAUAGCGAAAGCCUUGGCUGUGAAACCUUGGACAAGAUUUCCACUCAACGCCUCAGCAAGAAACGGAAAAGUAAGAUCUCUUUGAUUUGUUUACCAGGUUCUGAGAAUGCCUCCUGCAAUUGCUUUAGUAGUUUACUUUAUCCAGGAAAUGCUGCUGAAGGAAAAAAGAUUGUGGAGAUGUCUGCAUGCAGCAUAUCCCAGAAGUCUAUGUCAUCGCAAUCAUCAAAGCUAAAUAAGAAGCACUUGUUGUAUGAAAAAGUCCCCAGUGUACCUUCAUGUCGGAGAUUAUCAUUUUCUUCAAUGGAUUCUGAAGGCGCUGUUGUUAAGGAAGGCUAUCAUGCUGGAAAUGAAGAAAAGCUUCCCUCCAAUAAAUCAAAUAAGCUGCAGAAAGUAGGUUCGAAGAAAUUGAUGCUUAGAACGAAACAUACAACAGAGCUUUCUCCCAUUAAGGAUUUGACAAUAGACGAUAGCAGCCCUAUGCCGAUUGCCUUAAAACCAUUGGCAAAACCAAGACCGAAAGCAAGCACUAAAAAAAGGGUAAUGUCAAUGCCAAAGUCUGAUGGAUGUGCACGCACAUCUAUUAAUGGCUGGCAUUGGCAUGCAUGGUCAUUAAAGGCUAGUCCUGAAGAGAGAACUCGUGUUAGAGGAAGUUCUUGCGUACACAUACAACAUUUUGGUUCCAAAUUCAGUUCGACUCAAAAAGUUCUUUCUGCAAGAACUAAUAGGGCAAAAAUGCGUAAUCUUCUAGCUGCUGUAGAUGGUGCUGACCUCUUAAAAAUUUCUCAGUUGAAGGCAAGGAAAAAGCGUUUGCGGUUUCAACAGAGCAAGAUUCAUGAUUGGGGUCUUGUCGCACUUGAACCGAUUGAUGCUGAGGACUUUGUGAUCGAAUAUGUUGGAGAGUUGAUACGUUCUUCUAUAUCUGAGAUACGUGAACGCCAAUAUGAAAAGAUGGGUAUUGGAAGUAGUUAUCUUUUCCGGCUUGACGAUGGAUAUGUGAUUGAUGCCACAAAGCGUGGUGGCAUAGCAAGGUUUAUAAACCAUUCAUGCGAGCCCAACUGUUACACCAAGAUUAUAAGCGUUGACGGUAAGAAAAAGAUAUUUAUCUACGCUAAACGGCAUAUAGACGCUGGUGAAGAAAUAAGUUACAACUACAAAUUCCCGCUGGAGGACAACAAAAUCCCUUGUAACUGCGGAGCGCAAAAGUGCCGUGGAUCGCUGAACUAGGAGGGACUUGGUUUGUAGAGAGAACUAAUCCAGGGUGUUUUUGGGCUUGCGUGGAGAGAAGGAUGAAUCGCCCUUUUGCAGUAUACAUCUCCCGCAGCAGAUGAGUCUCCUCUCUUUCAAUUCAAACUGUAACUAUUUUAUUCCCACAUAACUAACACUUACAAAUAUAGCUUCAGUUUUCUUUUCUUUUUUUUGUUGAUAUAUACAUUUUUCGUCGUUGUUGUCGUCAACAAAACGAGAUAUAAUCAAGGGCAAGUUAAUAAAUCUAAUUUAUGAUUAGAGCAAACUUAGUUAUGAAUUUUAAAGGAAGGAGUUGACUCUUUAUUUUGUGUUCGUGCAACAAAACAAAAGGUUAUUUGUUAACCACCUUUUAGUUGUCCAUUAAAAAAAAAAAAAAUCCGGACUUAUGCAAAUUAGAUCAUUGUUGGUUUGGUUUCAUCUGAGCAGAAUGAAAGGAUAAGAGAAAUGAUCAUUGGUAUGGCUCAAUGAAAGCAAAGAGUUUGCAGGAACUGUAAAAAAGGAUUAGCAAACUCAAAAAUUCCAUUUCCACAACCCCAUUGUUCUUGGUAUGUUUCCACUAAACGGAAAAAAACAAAUUGCUUCAUCAGACCCGAAAUGCGCAUGCCUAUUAAAUUUGGAGGACAUGAUGAAGAAUUUGUUCUAUUACAAGGCAAUGUUGGGGAUGUGGUUCCCUUUCCCCUGACGUUUUGGGUAUCCCAAAGAAAAAUUUAUUCAUCGAUUUGGUUUAUUGUCUUUGGGAUACCAAAUUUCAGUUUCUCUAAGAAUUAUGUAUUAUGAGAAUCAAAAUAAUUAUAUCAUUAAAACUUGAAUACAAUAGUAGAAAACACGGAAGUGAUGGUA
This is a messenger RNA of Eutrema salsugineum, 5171 nucleotides long. RefSeq names its product histone-lysine N-methyltransferase ATXR7. NCBI's taxonomy places the organism in Eukaryota, Viridiplantae, Streptophyta, Magnoliopsida, Brassicales, Brassicaceae. Gene Ontology annotation, cellular component: Set1C/COMPASS complex. The transcript has 21 exons. The record is from RefSeq and is a predicted model, not a curated record. Bases 216 to 4310 code for a protein of 1364 amino acids. Gene Ontology annotation, molecular function: histone H3K4 methyltransferase activity; protein binding.